CCACCCCACCCCCCGCGGGCCGGCCCGUUAGGGGGCGGGGGCGGCGCCCAGGUUUCGGUGCCGGCAGGGGCGGACGGGCGGGCCCUAGCCGAGCAGCCUAAUGAGCUGCGGGCACGCUCAGGCUGCCGGGGCAGGGAGGCGCCAGAGGGGCCGCCCCCGCCCCGGACGCGGGUUCGAGUCCCGAGCCCCCGAGCGCCCCCGGGCGGAGCCAGGAGCGGGGCUGACCCCCAAGAUCCCCAGCUGCGGCGCCCGCCUCCGCACUCGUACCCCGGCGGCCCCGACACUCGAUCGCGGAAUGCGCACACGAAACCCGAAGCCCGCCUUUGGACCCCGGAGUCCCCAGCUCCCAGCCAAGUCACGCCACGCCCCCGCCGGCCUCGGUUGCCCAGGAGACUUAGUACGCGGGGGAAGGCGGGGCGGCUCCAGGGGCCUCGGACACCUCCUGGCGGACAGAGAAGGAAACAGGAAGGAGGGCGGCGCCUCAAGGGGAAGGCAGAGGCCAUGGCUGAGCGGCGGCGCAGCGGGGACUCCUGGGCCCGCAGCCUCGCAGCGCUGCGGACCGGCCCUGCCGCCUUCCUGGCCCGGGCCGGGGCCGAUGCUCUGGCGUCCGAGCUGCUGAGCGAUCUGCGCGGCGAGAGGCUGAGCGACUACACCAAGGUCUCCCUGCUGGCUGCCAUCCAGGAGUUCGCCCCGCAGUUGUGGUCGGAGCCGGCCUCGGCGGAGGAUGCGGCCUGCGAGCUGCUGGACACGCUGGCCCUCCUGCCCCCGCGGCCCUCGGCCCUGCACAGGCCUCUGCUGCUGGCCGUCACCAGCGUGCUGGCAGCCUGCGGGGCCCUGGGCCCGAGCUCGGCCGCCACUGGCCGCCUGCUGGCCCUGCUGCUGCGGGCAGCGUCGCGCCGGGCGGCGGGCCCCGAGCAGCGGGCCCUGCAGGCCACGGCCUGCGAAUGUCUGCGCGAGCUGGAGAGCUGCCGCCCGGGGCUGCUGGCCGGCCGCCUGGGGCUGCUGCGGGGGCUGCAGGCCGCUCUGGGCACCCAGCCCCACCGCCUGCUCUUCGCGCUGGCCCUGCGCAAUGCCCUCUGGGCCUUGGGCCGGCCUGGCGCCGCCGGCCUCCAGGGGCUGCUGACGGGGCCUCCGGGGGAGACCCAGGCCUGGGACUGGACGCUGGAGGCCCCCGGAGCCCCGCAGCCCGGGCCCUGGGACUGGACCCUGGCCGGGGAGGCCUUGGGCCCGGGGGCCUGGCCAGAGCCGGGCCCCGGCCCGCUGGAGCUGCAGCCCCCCGAGGCCAGGGAGCUCCGGGCCGCCGUGUCGCAGCUGCUGGACGCCUCGUACCUGCUGACCCCGCCGGCCCAGGCCCGCCUGCUGAGGCAGCUGAGCCAGGCGCUGCGGGCGGUCAGGGGCCAGCCCCCCGCCCUCCUGAAGCCGCAGCUGGUGCGGCUGCUGGGCACGGCCAGGCUCUCCCUGCUGCACGCCGUGCUGGCCUGGAAGGACGCCUUCGGGGAGGCCCUCUUCACGGCCCAGGACGAGGCCCUGCUGCUGCGGAGGCUGGUGGGGGCCGCCCAGCACCCGGCCCUGCCGGCCCCUGCCCGCCUCUUCUACCUGCACUGCCUGCUGCACUUUCCUGAGAACUGGCCCUUGGGGCCUGCCGACGAGGAGGGAGCCCCGGUUCUGCUCACCCCCGGCCUGGCCGCCGGCCUUCUGCCCAGCCUGCUACAGGAGCCCCCGGACCUUCUGGGCCGGCUCCGUCUUCUGUGCCUCCUCUGCGGGGAGGAGCCGGGCCCGGAGGCCCAGGCCCUGGACUACCUCCAGGGGCUGCUGGCCUGCCUGAGGCGGGGGGCCGCUCAGCCAGGGGCCCCCCGAAGCUCGGCCACCCUCUGUUUCCGGGCCUCCUACCUGGCCACCCGCUGCUUGGCCGGCCACCCUGCAGCCCUGGCUCGGCUCAUAGAAGGGCUGGCAGACCUCUACCGCGUUCGGCCCUGCCUGGCCCCCCAUUUUGUCGACCUUUUAGAGCAGGCUGGACCGGUGCUGGCGGAGCCCCUGGGGAAGGCCCUGCAGCAGGUGGCCGUUGCGGGCUCUGGGGGGGGCCCCGCGCUUCGGUGGCACCUCCAGAUCCUCACCAAGGUGGCUGGGAGCCAGCCUUUGGGCCCCACGCUGGCCUUCCUGCGGGCAGCCAUGGGGCAGCGCGGGGCCUGGGGCCGGGAGCAGGCCCUGCUGCGGGUCUGCAGGGCCCUCUUGCGAGGAAAGGGCCUUGGCGGGGCCGCCCCGGGGGCCCUGGCCAACCUGCUGCAGGAGCUGGCCCGGGGCCUGGACGACCCCGACGGCCGAGAUCGGGCUCGGCUCUACUACGGCCUGUUCACCCACCUGUCGGCGCCCAAGCUGGGCUCGGCCAUGGGCCCCGCGCUCUCCACGCCCAUGCCGGGCUCCUCCCUGGUGGAGGAGAACGAGGGCUUCACCGCGGCUCUGACCGUACAGGAGGCCCGAGCCCCACUCCGGCUGAGCAGGGUUCCCCAGCAGGCCAAGGAGCCCCCUGUGGUCCUGGGCCUCGCAGUGGAAGCCUCUGAGGUGCUCUACUCGCUAGAGCUUCGCUUCCGAGUCCUGGGGCCACACUAUGAGCCCCUGGAGGCUGUGCAGGUCCCCUGCCUCCGCCCUGGAGCCUUCCCCAAGCUGCUGCGCCUUCCCUUGGAGCCCCGACGGCCCUACCCGGCCGUCCUGGACAUCAGCGCCCUCUAUGCCACCCCCAGUGGCCUCACCUGCCACGCACAGCUGCCCCAGCUGCCCGUGGCCUUUGCAGACCUCUUUUUGCCUUUGCCGCAGUCUUCUGCAGAGAAAAGCCCCUCGUGUGCCUUCCAGGAGCUCUGGGCCUCCUGCCUGCCCGGGGGAGUGGAGAGCUGCAUGUGGGGGCCCUGGCGGGGCCAAGCUCUAGAGGCUCUGGUGGCCCGGCACUGGGAGCCUUUUGUCAUGGCCGCCACACCUCCAGCCAGCUACAAGGUGGCCAUCCGGCUCCCUCCCAGCUCUCGGCUCUUGCUACAACUGGAGGCUGCUGGGGAAGAUGGGGUGAGGGUGGCCUUGAGGACGGACGACUGGGCCGUAUUACCUCUGGCGGGGGAAUAUCUCCGGGGCUUGGGGGCUGCCACCUGAGCAGGGAGAGCGACUCCUGCUGGGACAGGCUGCUGCUGGAAGACCCUGGCCCGGGGUGAGCAGGGACUGACUCAGGGGUGCCCUGUUCAUAAAAAUCAUGUUUCCUGGUGAAA
Molecule: messenger RNA, 3248 nt
Organism: Monodelphis domestica (gray short-tailed opossum)
Lineage: Eukaryota; Metazoa; Chordata; Mammalia; Didelphimorphia; Didelphidae
Gene: AP5B1
Product: adaptor related protein complex 5 subunit beta 1
Biological process (GO): endosomal transport
Cellular component (GO): AP-type membrane coat adaptor complex; lysosomal membrane
Source: RefSeq, a predicted model, not a curated record